Molecule: messenger RNA, 1820 nt
Organism: Hevea brasiliensis (rubber tree)
Lineage: Eukaryota; Viridiplantae; Streptophyta; Magnoliopsida; Malpighiales; Euphorbiaceae
Product: probable receptor-like protein kinase At5g20050
Exons: 1
Coding region: 238-1584 (448 amino acids)
Biological process (GO): protein phosphorylation
Molecular function (GO): protein kinase activity; ATP binding
Source: RefSeq, a predicted model, not a curated record
AAGUUGCUCUUGCUCCUUCUUGAUUUAUGAAAUUCUAAAAAAGGAUGGAAAUGGUUGUCGUCAUUGGAUUGGAAUUGUCAAUCCUCUCUCUCACUCACACGCUUUGCUUUCUAGGAAACUCAAACCAUUAUUUUUUUUAUUAGUUUUCUCCUCAAGCAAGAUAAAACUAUGUCGUGAAUCAUCAGAAGAAAGAAAGAUUCUUUUCUACCUCCAACUUCGCUUGAAACUUCUUCUCUAAUGGAGGACAAGAAUGUGAAUAUAAUCGCUGUUUCAACAGUUAUCAUCCUCAUCGUUGUUAUCGUUAUCGCUCGAGUCUCACUUAAGCUCUCCAAGGCUUUCCAUCUGAUUGCAGGGGCUGAUAUUGCAGUGAUCUUUGCGGUCCUCGUUUGCCUGAUGAUCAGACUGCGUUAUAAUCGCAGAAGGCAGUUGUUAGUGACCCAAUUAGUUUCUGAAGGCAGAGAGCUUCGCAUUGAGUAUAGUUUCUUGAGAAAAGUUGCUGGAGUUCCUAUAAAGUUUCGAUUCAAGGAGCUCGAGGAAGCAACUGGUAAUUUUCAGUCGUUGCUAGGCCAAGGGGCUUCAGCUUCGGUUUUCAAAGGGAUUUUAGCCGAUGGAACUGCCAUUGCUGUGAAGCGGAUUGAGAAAGAGGAACGUGGAGAGAAGGAAUUUCGAUCGGAAGUUGCAGCAAUUGCUAGUGUCCAGCAUGUGAAUCUGGUGCGUCUUCUUGGAUAUUGUAUUGCAGCAGGAGGGCCUCGUUUCCUUGUUUAUGAUUUCAUCCCAAAUGGGUCAUUGGAUUGUUGGAUUUUCCCCAAAAGGGGAACCCGGGAUCUCCCUGGAGGGUGCUUGUCAUGGGAAUUACGGUAUGGAGUUGCCAUUGAUGUGGCUAAGGCACUUUCUUACCUUCAUCACGAUUGCCGGUCAAGGGUUUUGCACCUUGAUGUCAAGCCAGAGAAUAUACUUCUUGAUGAAAAUUAUCGAGCAAUUGUGACAGAUUUUGGUCUUUCAAAGUUAAUGCGAAAAGACGAGAGUAGAGUCAUCACAAAUAUCCGUGGGACGAGAGGUUACUUAGCCCCAGAAUGGCUCUUAGAGCAUGGUAUUUCUGAGAAAUCUGACGUCUAUAGUUAUGGAAUGGUUCUUCUGGAGAUGAUUGGAGGCCAGAGAAAUGUUUGCUUGUUACAAAAGGGCAAUGAUAGGUCUCAAAGGACAUGGCAGUACUUCCCAAAAAUUGUCAAUCAGAAAAUGAGAGAAGGAAAGCUUAUGGAAGUGGUUGAUCAUAGGCUAGUAGAAAGUGGAGAUAUUGAUGAAAAGGAAGUAAAAAGAUUGGUUCAUAUAGCUUUCUGGUGCAUACAGGAGAAGCCCAGGCUUAGGCCAUCCAUGGCUCAUGUGGUGGAAAUGCUUGAAGACCGUGUGGCUGUGGUGGAGCCCCCUGAUACCCAAAUGAUUGUUAUCGAUUUGUUGUCAAUUGAUGGGGAUGCACCAGAUGGUCAUAAGAGGGCAACUAUUGCUGCAUUGGCUGCAGAACAAUUAGAAGAAACCAAUCCUACCGUUUCAUGCUCAUACACCUUUUCUGUUGUCUCAGGAAGAUAACUACUCCUGGAGUGCCUUUCGUUUCCCCUUUAGGAUUCCUUUAGCUCUAAGGUAUCUUCAUUUUCAUCAUCUUUGAGUUGACAAUUUUAAUUUUUGGCUAAUGUUUGUGCAUAUAAGAAAAAAACACACCAACGUUCAAGUUCAUACUGAUAAUCUGCAAUUGUAUUUUUCUUUCUUCUAUCACAUUGCACAUAAGCCAUUAAUGGUUAAUGGUUUUAAGAACCAAGCUUUCUUUU